GGCGUGGUGGUGCGAGUUCGGCAGUAGGAAACAUGGCGGCUCGGACGUUUACUGCGAGGUUGUACUCCCUGUUGUUCCGCAGGACCUCCACUUUCGCCCUCACCAUCGCCGUGGGCGCCGUUAUCUUCGAGCGCGCCUUCGAUCAAGGCGCGGACGCGGUCUACGAGCACAUGAACGAGGGGAAGCUGUGGAAACACAUCAAGCAUAAGUACGAGCAAAAAGAAUAGUUCCUCAGAAGCCCUCCGCCAGGCGAGAAGGACCCAGCCUGCCCAGUGGCGUUUGCCCAAAGAAAGGCCUCAGCUUGAAGGUGGUGCUCAAGUUACUCGCCAAGGACCACCUUUACCUGCUGGCAAGAAAUGGCUUCACCUAACGGACUCGUAACUUCUGCUGGGUGUGAAGUAUGUUUAGUCAGCCAGCGGCAAAUAAACGUAAAUUGUCCUUGA
Molecule: messenger RNA, 443 nt
Organism: Loxodonta africana (African savanna elephant)
Lineage: Eukaryota; Metazoa; Chordata; Mammalia; Proboscidea; Elephantidae
Product: cytochrome b-c1 complex subunit 9
Exons: 2
Coding region: 33-227 (64 amino acids)
Biological process (GO): mitochondrial electron transport, ubiquinol to cytochrome c
Source: RefSeq, a predicted model, not a curated record